AUGUUGCCCUCACAGCGUGCUGAUGGAUUGCGUGCUGGCAAAACCAAGCGGUCACCAAGCCCUUCGCCGCCACCUGGGAGGGGUGAUGAGUCACCGUUUAUAAGCCAUGGACCUGUCCUACCUACCGAGAAUCGAGCAGCUGCCAGCAGCGAACCCCAAAAUACGGUCUAUGGAGGGACAAGAGCCCCUGAGACAAUACCUUCAACGACCGUCACUUGUAGUCCGCGUCCACAGCCGCAACCCAUUGGAGUUGUCCCUACGGAGGGCAUUCACCACGGCACUCAGCCUGCCGGAGACAAUGAUGCAUACCCAGAAUCGACAAUUCCAGCAUACUACCGUGCUCCUCAUCGGGGUCCACGCAGGACCAGGAGCGGCCAGAGUAGCAGGCCGGGUGUUGACUUCAUUGUCCGUCGAAAGCCGCUUGAUCCAGUCAACUCCACUGUGGGUCCCUCCAAUGGCCGAUAG
Molecule: messenger RNA, 465 nt
Organism: Letharia lupina
Lineage: Eukaryota; Fungi; Ascomycota; Lecanoromycetes; Lecanorales; Parmeliaceae
Exons: 2
Coding region: 1-465 (154 amino acids)
Source: RefSeq, a predicted model, not a curated record